AUGAAGCCUAUUGUUCCUUGUGAUAUUCAAUUUCAUUAUAGGAACAAGAUGGAAUUCUCGUUUGGUCCUUAUAAAUGGUUGCCUAAAGAGUUGCUGCACGAAGGAAAUGUUGAUGGUGGAAGUGAGAAUUAUGCACUUGGAUUGCAUGUUCCUGGUUUUUUUGAUAAGAUUAUAAACGUUGACAAAUGCUUACUCCAAACUGAUCCUGCUAAUAAGGUUCUUGCAGCUAUUCAAGAGUGUUGGAGGGAUCCACAACUUGGUUUCUCUCCUUACAAUGUUCAUUCACACGUAGGAUUUCUUAAGCAUUUGAUGCUAAGAAGUGGAAAGUAUUUAAGGUAUGAAAUUUGA
Molecule: messenger RNA, 348 nt
Organism: Vicia faba (fava bean)
Lineage: Eukaryota; Viridiplantae; Streptophyta; Magnoliopsida; Fabales; Fabaceae
Source: the annotation of a GenBank genome assembly